Pteronotus mesoamericanus is the source of this 5118-nucleotide messenger RNA. RefSeq names its product kelch like family member 7 (gene KLHL7). The record is from RefSeq and is a predicted model, not a curated record. NCBI's taxonomy places the organism in Eukaryota, Metazoa, Chordata, Mammalia, Chiroptera, Mormoopidae. The transcript has 11 exons. Gene Ontology annotation, molecular function: protein binding. Gene Ontology annotation, cellular component: Cul3-RING ubiquitin ligase complex. Gene Ontology annotation, biological process: protein ubiquitination. The coding region runs from base 418 to 2034 and encodes 538 amino acids.
CGUCGGGUGUCGCUUGUAUAACAGCUCUGCCCUAGUUAUCUCUUUGUGAGGCGAGGAUCCCUCCAUUGGCGAGCCAGCCGUGUAAGGUGUCGGGAGAUCUGUGCGAGGAAGCCCAUUGGCACAGCCCAACCCGAAGCCCCCCAGGAGGGGAGAAUCACUGCUUGGCCAGAAAUCAGCUCCUCUCAAAUAAGGAUCCCCGCCCCCUUCCAUGGUACCUGGGUGGAGCAAGUUGCGGUGCCCUCCGGUCCCUGUUAAUUGAGAACAGAAAACAGACAUCGAUACAUGCCGUGCAGUCUGUUAAGGGCACCGUGCGCCUCUGCUAGGACGAGGAGCUCUUUGUUCUGUCUUUGGUACGUGGCGCAUUAAUGAAAGUCUUCACGCCGUUGGCGAAAGAAAACGUUGUGUGAUGUGAUCCUUAUGGUCCAGGAAAGAAAAAUACCUGCUCAUCGUGUUGUCCUUGCUGCAGCCAGUCAUUUUUUUAACUUAAUGUUCACAACUAACAUGCUGGAAUCAAAGUCCUUUGAGGUAGAACUCAAAGAUGCUGAACCCGACAUCAUUGAACAACUUGUAGAAUUUGCUUAUACUGCAAGAAUUUCUGUCAAUAGCAACAACGUUCAGUCUUUAUUAGAUGCAGCAAACCAGUAUCAGAUUGAACCUGUGAAGAAAAUGUGUGUUGAUUUUUUAAAAGAACAAGUUGAUGCUUCAAAUUGUCUUGGAAUAAGUGUGCUGGCCGAGUGUCUGGACUGCCCUGAAUUGAAAGCAACUGCAGAUGACUUUAUUCAUCAGCACUUUACUGAAGUUUACAAAACAGAUGAAUUUCUACAACUUGAUGUCAAGCGAGUUACGCAUCUCCUCAACCAGGACACUUUGACUGUAAGAGCAGAGGACCAGGUUUAUGAUGCUGCAGUCAGGUGGUUGAAAUACGAUGAACCUAAUCGCCAGCCAUUUAUGGUUGAUAUCCUUGCUAAAGUCAGGUUUCCUCUUAUAUCAAAGAAUUUCUUAAGUAAAACGGUACAAGCUGAACCACUUAUUCAAGACAAUCCUGAAUGCCUUAAGAUGGUGAUAAGUGGAAUGAGGUAUCAUCUCCUGUCUCCAGAGGACCGAGAAGAACUGGUAGAAGGCACAAGGCCAAGGAGGAAGAAACAUGACUACCGCAUUGCCCUAUUUGGAGGCUCUCAACCACAGUCUUGUAGAUAUUUUAACCCAAAGGACUAUAGCUGGACAGACAUCCGCUGUCCUUUUGAAAAACGAAGAGAUGCAGCAUGCGUGUUUUGGGACAACGUCGUAUACAUUUUGGGUGGCUCUCAGCUUUUCCCCAUUAAACGAAUGGACUGCUAUAAUGUGGUGAAGGAUAGCUGGUAUUCCAAACUGGGACCUCCAACCCCUAGAGACAGCCUGGCCGCCUGUGCUGCAGAGGGCAAAAUUUAUACAUCCGGUGGUUCCGAAGUCGGGAACUCAGCUCUGUAUUUAUUCGAGUGCUACGACACGCGGACUGAGAGCUGGCACACCAAGCCCAGCAUGCUGACCCAGCGCUGCAGCCAUGGCAUGGUGGAGGCCAACGGCCUCAUCUACGUUUGUGGUGGGAGUUUGGGGAACAAUGUUUCUGGCCGCGUGUUGAAUUCCUGUGAAGUUUAUGAUCCUGCCACAGAAACGUGGACUGAGCUUUGUCCAAUGAUUGAGGCCAGGAAGAAUCAUGGAUUGGUGUUUGUAAAAGAUAAGAUAUUUGCUGUGGGUGGUCAGAAUGGCUUAGGUGGUCUGGACAACGUGGAGUAUUACGAUAUUAAGUUAAAUGAAUGGAAGAUGGUCUCACCAAUGCCGUGGAAGGGUGUAACGGUGAAGUGUGCAGCCGUUGGCUCUAUAGUCUAUGUUUUGGCUGGUUUUCAAGGUGUGGGUCGAUUAGGACACAUCCUCGAAUAUAAUACUGAAACAGACAAAUGGUUCGCCAACUCCAAAGUUCGAGCAUUUCCAGUUACAAGUUGUUUAAUUUGUGUUGUUGAUACUUGUGGAGCAAAUGAAGAAACACUUGAAACAUGAAAAAUGAGUUGACUUCAAGACUCAUUGGAGACUCAAAAAUAUGGCCACCAGUGCUUCGUUCCAAGAGUGUGGUUACAAAGAUUUAAUUUGGUGGGGUUUUUUUUUUUUUAGAAGGAAGUUUCAAGUAAAGAAAGAUCCCUAUAAAAUAGAUGUUUUUUAUAUGGAUUUCCUUACUUGACUAAAAGACCUUAUUUUAGAUGGCCACAUAAUCAUGAACAUAUCUAGCAAGAAAACUUGAAAAAUAAUAAGCAUCAGUGAAAAUACAAAUUCUUAAAUGAAUUUCACAUUUGUAACUAUGAUUUUGACAGAGAGGGGGAUUGGAUCAUCAGUGAAACAGUCUCAUCUUAGCUCUAGAUUCUAUUUUCAUACAUCACAGAAGCGCUGUGUAAUUAGGUCUGUUUGUUUUGAUUCACUCAAGGACUAAGAAAUAGUAUGGAGCAGUUUAGUCCCACAUAAUUUAGCUUGUCUUCUUUGUUUCUUCCAUUUAGUGCCAAAUGUGUUCCAUUUUUAAGAGCAGGGCAGAGUGAGUCAAGGCAUACACAUACUCUCUUACAAACUUCAUAAUCUCAUUUUAGGACUUUAAAAAAUAUACUAUACUCCUGAUGAAAUAUAUUCAACCCAAUUAAAUAUAUUCCAUCUUUUAAACAAAUAUCGUUUAGCACCCAUAAUUAAUUUAUAUCACUGUUUUACCCAAUGCUUAAAAAAAUUAUUACGCCUUGGCCCUGGACAGGUAGCUCAGUUGGUUAGAGUGUCGCCCUGGUACACCUAGGUUGUUGGUUCAGUACCAUCAGGGUACAUAUAAGAAUCAACCAAUGAAUGCAUAAAUAGUGCAACAAUGAAUUGAUGUUUCUCUCUUUCUCCUUCCCACCCUGCCCCUUCCUCUCUCUCUCUCUAAAAUCAACAAAUGAAAUGAUUGUCUCUUCAGUCCUCACUUUAAAUAAAAUCCAAUUAUAAUAAGAAUGAUUAGCCAAAAAAUACAGCUAUUUAGAGAAAAUUCAUAGGUCACUAGAAUAGCACUGAUAGUUAUACAAUAUCAAUGUUGACUUUGAACUUCUUAUGGACUACAAAGGUACAUGAUUUCCUUAGCAAGACAUAUCAGAGGUACUUGACCCCAUUGUCUCUAAAGUUUUAUAAUAAUUUGAAUUAAGUAUUUGUCAUCUCAUUAAUUGCUUUUAUAUGGUAAAUAAAUCUCCUCCAAACCCAUCUGCCGUUUCUUUCCUAGUAAUGCUUUGCCCUUUUACAUUAUGAAGUAUAUAUAUAGAAUGAGCCAUAUAAAGCUGUCACCAUCAAUGUUUCUACCUGGAAAUAUUAAAUAUUUUUAACUUAAAAUAGACUGCUAAAUUUAUUUGUUCUUUACUUUAGAUGUGUUAGAUAAUGAUUGUUUUUAAAAUUUGCAAAGCAGCGUUUCUAUUUUAAUUUUCAUUGUUUUCUUUAUAUGGGAGUUAUAUAAUCUUAAGCACUAAAAAUGUUUAAAUGAGAAUGAAAUUGUAAAAAACAUAAUGAUAUAUUUGUAUUUAUGUGGGUUUUGUAUGUACAUAACAGCUUUACUGAGAUAUAAUUCACAUACCAAACAACUCACCAUUUAAAGUGUACUGUUCAUUGGUCUUUAAUAUAUUCACAGAGUUGUGCAACUAUCACCACAAUUUUGGAACAUUUUCAUCACCACAGAAAGAAACCCCACACUCACGAGCAGCCACUCCCCCAGUUUCUCCAUGUAUUAGUUCCCUGUGGCUCCUGCAACAAAUUACCACAAGCGUGGUGGCUUAAAACAGCAGAUGUAUUCUUCCUCAGUUCAGGACACCAGAAGCCCUACACGGAGGUCUUGUCAGGGUUGCUUCCUCCUGGAGGCUCUGAGGCAGAAACUGCCUGAGCCUCUCCCCUGGCUUCCGGUGGUUGCUGGCAUCCUUGCGGUUCCUUGGCUUGUAAACUCCCUCACUUCAUUCACUGCCUUUGUUUUUACAUGGCUUUCUUGCCACUGUGCCUGUGGCUUUAUGUGGUGGCAUAAAGACAGCUGAGUCAUUGGGUUUAGCCCACCUCCCCCCCAACCCCCAUCCAGUGUGACCUAAUCUUAACUGAUGACAUUUGCAAAGACCCUGUUUCCAAAUAAAGUCACAUCCUGAAGUACUAGGUGGUCAUAAGUUUUGGGGGGACAUUGUUCAACCCAGUUAUAACCCUCAAACACUCAGCCCUAGACAACCAUUAAUCUUUCUUUCUCUAGAUUUGCCUAUUCUGAACAUUUUUAUGAUGGGUUUUGAAUUUUUCACUCCACUGAAAAAAAUGUGGGAAAACAUAAAUCUUCAUUCAGGAACUUCUACAAAAUAACAAGCUAGAAUCUUUAAUAGUGUCAAGGUCAUGAAAGUCAAGGAAAGACUGAGGAAAUGUUCCGGGAUGUAGGAGACCAAAGAAACAUAAGGCUCACCUUGGCCAGGAGGUUCAGCUGGUUGGAGCGUCGUCCCAUACACCAAAAGGUGGUGGGUUCAAUCCCCCAGUCGGGGCACAUGCCUAGGUUGUGGGUUUCAUCCCUGACCUGGGCACAUACAGGAGGUGACCAAUCAAUGUCUCUGUCUCUCUGUCUCUCUCAAAUGUCAGUAAAAUCAGAGCCUCUAUCCCAUAUGCCCAGGUUUCAGGUUCCAUCCCUCAUCGGGGCACAUGCAAGAAUCAACUAGUGAAUGCACAAAGAAGUGGAAAAACAAAUCAAUGUUUCUUUCUCCCUCUCUCUAAAAUCAAAAUUCUUAAAGAUAUGAGUAAGGCAAUAUAUAUAUUAACAUAUGAUGGGGAAGCAAGAACAUACAAUGGGGUAAAGACAGUCUAUUCAAUAAAUACUCAAGGGGACAUCAGACAAAUACAUGUAAAAACAUGAAAAAUACACCAUCUUAUACCAUAUACAAAAAUAACUCAGAAUGGAUUAAAGGCUCAAAACCAUAAAAUUCCUAAAAGAAAACUAAAAUCUCUGACACCUCCCUUAGCAACAUUGUUUCUGUUAUAUCUCCUCUGGCAAAGGGAAAAAAUGGGGACUAAAAAGUUUUUGCACAGCAAAGGAAACCAACAAAAAGAAAAGAAAACCUGAAUUGAAAAUGUUCACCA